AUGGGAUCUUCUUUCUUCCUCUUCCUUCUUCUUCUGCUGUCUUGUGUCUGCUCUGUGAGCUCUGCCACUUGCUCUUUUUCAAAGGAUAAUGUCAAAUCCAACUGGAAAGUGGUCAAUGGUGCACUGCAGAUCAAUUUUGAGAACAUUGGAAUUUCAAAUGAGCAGUGGACUGGCGUGGCUUUUGGGUCUGAAAUGGUACAGUAGUGAAGAGUUCUUCCGCAAUCAUUUAGUUUUCAGUCGAGCCUCUCGGUGAUCCUCCUGCUCGUCGAGAACAAUCAGGUGUCGAUCCGCACCGGAAGAACCACCGGUUACUCCCCUCCGGCCCUGGAUGCUCAGUCCGUCGCCUCUUUGCAAACGGCAAAUCUGUCCGGCCGCACCCUCAACGCGCUCAUCACUGUUCCCCUCACUUUCAACGGAGUCGACCUGCAGAGCUGUCAAACGUGGAAUGUGAGUGACGAGUGAGCAAGUGAUCCGAGUGCUACCGGUCCGUUUCAGUUCGUUCAAGCCGGAACAAUCGUGGGCGGAGGCAUCGGACAGCACACUUCCCGGCCGGAUCAAGUGAACGACGUCUGUGCCGCGCAGUGUACUUGA
This is a messenger RNA of Caenorhabditis sp. 36 PRJEB53466, 591 nucleotides long. NCBI's taxonomy places the organism in Eukaryota, Metazoa, Nematoda, Chromadorea, Rhabditida, Rhabditidae. The record is from the annotation of a GenBank genome assembly.